AGUGAGGAUCCAGCCAAUACUCUGGAGCAGCUCAAGAUCUCCACGUUGGCAGAGAAGGACUGGCCUUCCGAUGAGACGCAGGAAAUGAGCAAGUCGGACACGGAUGUUUCCAAAAAGUUGGAUUCGGGUCUGCACUUGAAAUGGGAUGAUCCAUACUAUGACAUUGCAAGGCAUCAGAUUGUGGAGGUGGCAGGUGAUGAUAACUUUGGCAGGAAGGUUAUUGUGUUCAGUGCCUGUCGGAUGCCUCCACACCAUGAGCUUGACCAUCACAAACUGUUGGCGUACCUGAAGCAUACCCUGGACCAGUAUGUUGAAAAUGACUACACUCUCAUUUAUUUCCACCAUGGGCUCACCAGUGAGAACAAGCCAUCCCUCACCUGGCUCAGGGAUGCCUACAGGGAAUUUGACCGAAAGUACAAGAAGAAUAUCAAGGCUCUGUGCAUUGUCCAUCCCACCACUUUCAUCAGAACACUGCUUAUUCUUUUUAAGCCAAUUAUCAGCUGGAAGUUUGGAAGGAAGAUAUUCUACAUGAACUAUCUGAGCGAAUUGGAAGAAUACGUCAAGUGUGAACAGCUGGUGAUACCCCAGAGGGUCAAGACUUAUGAUGACAAAAUCAAGGCUGCGCAGAAGGUCUCACAAGCACAGAAACCAGUGCCGCCACAUUCUCCACUGCCAGCCCAGCAAUUCGGGCUCUUCCUCUCACAAUUACAGGAGAAGAGUCCAGAUAAAGACAAAAUCCCCCUGGUAAUGCGAGAGACAAUCAGCUAUUUGAGGGAGCAUGGUCUUCAAACAGAAGGCAUAUUUCGAAGAUCAGCCAAUAUAUCCUUGGUCAGGGAAGUCCAGAAUAAAUACAAUAUGGGGGAAAAAGUGGAUUUCCUCCAGUAUGAUGACGUCCAUCUUGUUGCUGUCAUUCUUAAAACAUUCCUUCGGGAAUUACCGGAGCCCCUCCUCACCUUUCGGCUCUACAAUGACAUUGUCAAUUUUCACAAUGUGGAAAACAGCAGUCAGGUGGCUGUACUCUGCAGCAUGCUUCAGACGCUCCCAGAUGAGAACUAUGCUACUCUCAAGUAUCUCAUUCAGUUCCUGGCGCAGGUGUCCGAUCAGAGUGGGGUAAACAAGAUGAACAACACUAACCUGGCUGUGGUGUUUGGACCAAACCUGCUGUGGGGACGAGACGCAGCCAUGACUCUGGGUGCCAUCGGCCCGAUCAACAACUUCACAAGGAUGCUCCUGGACCAUCACAGCCAGGUCUUUGAGCAGACCAGCCCUUAGCUCCACACUGGUCUCUCGCACUCUGCAAUCUGCCGCCUUGUACACCUUCCCACGCCCAUAAUGUACAGUAGCUAUUGCCAAACACACGCAUUACAGAGAAAUAAUGGAACGUACAAAGUCUUAUCAGCAGGAUCCACUGAGAAAAACACAGUACAUCCCUUUAGUGAAAAAACUAUAGGAACUAUAUUUCUGCUCUCAAUACUUCGAACACCAAGAAAGAAACAUUUGGCACACCUUACAAGUCUGGUACUGUUUAGCAGAAUGCCACUGGAAUCACAAAAGGUUUGACGGUUUGUGAUUCACAGUUAAUUUUUAUAAUGGUACAGAUAAACACUACCAUAUAUAUAUAUAAAAAUGUACUGUAUAUGUAUCAAAAUACAGACUAAUCUUAAGCAAGCAGUUGCAAAAUAAAUUGUUUUUCUUCACUGAUGCUCUCGAACAACUGCCCAGCUUGGCAAAAUAGAAAGCAUUCAGUGCAGUGUUGUUGUUUUUAAAGAUGCCUUAUACUGUUAAGUAAUUAACUUGUUUUAUUGAAGUUUGAUUUGAAUUGAUUAUGGUAGGCAUUAAGGAGAUACUGAAUAUGACAAUAUUUGGUGAGCAGUACUUUUCAAAAUA
This is a messenger RNA of Lepisosteus oculatus (spotted gar), 1887 nucleotides long. NCBI's taxonomy places the organism in Eukaryota, Metazoa, Chordata, Actinopteri, Semionotiformes, Lepisosteidae. The record is from RefSeq and is a predicted model, not a curated record.